Molecule: messenger RNA, 372 nt
Organism: Aspergillus tanneri
Lineage: Eukaryota; Fungi; Ascomycota; Eurotiomycetes; Eurotiales; Aspergillaceae
Product: DASH complex subunit DAD3 family protein
Exons: 3
Coding region: 1-372 (123 amino acids)
Biological process (GO): attachment of spindle microtubules to kinetochore
Cellular component (GO): DASH complex; mitotic spindle
Source: RefSeq, a predicted model, not a curated record
AUGUCCACCACCGACGAUGACCCCACUCCAGGCGAAACCCCGCGCAACUCCGUAUCCGAGAACCCUCUCCUGCGCGCAUCCAAUCCAUUGGUCUCCGACCUCGAACAAGAAGUCCUAGAUGAAUAUACACGAUUACUAGGAAAUGUGAAUCAGUUAUCAUCUAAACUUGCUGAUCUCUCUGGCUCGCCAUCUUCUCUCACUUUAGAUGGUCUGCGUUUACUGGAGCGAAAGACCGCCACCGUGUGCACCCUCCUCAAAACAAGUGUUUAUAGUAUUGUUUUGCAGCAGCAGAUUUUCAAUGAGAGUGAACAGCAGCAACAACAGCAGAGGGAGGAUGAUCACGAUCAGGGGAUGGAGGGGGAUAUGAAGUGA